Messenger RNA from Zea mays, 3350 nucleotides. RefSeq names its product G-type lectin S-receptor-like serine/threonine-protein kinase At5g35370. The coding region runs from base 207 to 2924 and encodes 905 amino acids. The record is from RefSeq and is a predicted model, not a curated record. Gene Ontology annotation, molecular function: ATP binding; protein serine/threonine kinase activity. Gene Ontology annotation, biological process: protein phosphorylation. Lineage: Eukaryota; Viridiplantae; Streptophyta; Magnoliopsida; Poales; Poaceae. The transcript has a single exon.
CCGCGGCAACCAAGCAGUCUGAACCCAAGGGCUCUUCGGCCGCUGGGCCAGAUGCUGCCGGUUUUGUUCGCGCCAACCAGAGCUCGCGCAGCACAUAGCUCAUAGCCGAGGUCAACAUUCCCCGAUCGCCUACGCCACACGCCGUGCCGUGCACUCCUACGCUUCAUGGGCGCAUCCGCGCGUGCCCCCUCGCCGUCGCCACACAAAUGUCUCCGCUCCCACGCGCUCUGCCGCGCUCGCUCGCGUUCCUAGGCUGGGUUCUGCUGAUCCUCUUGCCCGCCCGCGCCGCGGACGCCGGGCCGCUGGCGACCGAGCUCCUGCGACCUCCCUUCACCGCCUCUAACAUCCUGUACGUCGACACAGGCGGCGCGUUCCUAGAGUCCACGAGCGGCGCGUUCAGGGCCGCCGUGUUCAACCCCGGGAAGCAGCAGGACAGGUUCUACCUCGCCGUCCUGCACGUCCCGUCCGCCACGCUUGUCUGGUCGGGCAACCGCGACGCGCCGACGACGUCGUCGGGACCGGUGAAUCUCACUUCGCAGGGGAUCACGGUGUCGAAGCCCGACGGAACAUUGCUGUGGUCGACGCCGUCGCAGCUGCGCUCGCCCGUCGUGGCGCUGCGGCUGCAGGACAGCGGGAACCUGCAGCUGCUGGGCGCCGGGAACGCGACCCUGUGGCAGUCGUUCGAUACCGCCACGGACACGUUGCUCCCGGGCCAGCUGCUGCGCGCCGGCGCGUACCUGUCGGCGGCGACGAGCGCCACCGAUCUCGCGGAGGGGAACUACCGGCUCGGCGUGACGGCCGCGGAUUUGGUGUUGACGUGGCAGGCGUCCACGUACUGGCGGCUGUCGAACGAUGCCCGCUCCUACAAGGAUCGGAACGCCGCCGUGGCGUCCGUGUCGGUGAACGCGUCGGGCUUGUUCGCGGUUGCUGCCGAUGGAGGCCUCGUGUUCCGCGUGAACAUCGGGGCGGCGGCGUUCCCCGUGCUAAGUCUCGGAUACGACGGCCGGCUGCGCAUCACGAGCUAUGCGCUGGUGAACUCCUCGGCGUCGCUUGGAAGCGACUUCGUGGCGCCGGCCAACGAUUGCGACCUCCCGCUUCAGUGCCCUUCCCUCGGGCUCUGCUCCCCGGCGGCGGGCAACAGCUCGACCUGCACCUGCCCGCCACUCUUCGCCGCCUCAGUGACGACGCCCGGCGCGUGCACGCCGGGGGACGGUUCAGCGCUCGCGUCGCCGGCCUUGUGCCAGAGCAACAACAGCACCGUGUCCCCGUCUUACCUCGCCCUCAAGUCGCAGGUGGCCUACUUCGCCACCAAGUUUGAUCCGCCGAUCAAGGCGGGCGUCAACCACAACGCGUGCCGCGGCCUCUGCUCCACGAGCUGCGGCUGCCUCGCCUACUUCUACGACAACCUCUCCCAAAGUUGCUACCUGAUCCAAGAUAAGCAGCUCGGCUCGCUGUAUUUUAGCUCUUCUGCUUCAGCCUUGGGAUACAUCAAGACGGUCCCUUCGGCGAACAAUGCUACAAGAAACAAUCCAAGCUCGUCGUCUGCGAACCGUGCCAUCCCAAUCAUCCUGCCAUCCAUCGCAGCUUUCCUACUCCUCGCCGUGAUCAUAUGCUACUUGUGCUGGAGGAGGAUGAGCAAGAACGGCAAGAAAAAGAAAGGCAAGAGCACCGGCGUCAAGCAGGUGUACAUGGGCCGUCAAAAGGACACCGGUAGCGCGGACGACGACGAGGACGACGACAACGUCGUCGUACCGGGCAUGCCGACGCGGUUUAGCUACAUGGAGAUUGCGGCGAUGACUGCCAACUUCGGGACGAAAAUAGGCUCCGGCGGGUUCGGGUCUGUGUACAAAGGGGAACUCCCCGGCGUCGUCGAAGGGCUCGUUGCGGUGAAGAAGCUCGAGGCCGUCGGCGUGCAGGCCAAGCGGGAAUUCUGCACCGAGAUCACGGUCAUCGCCAACAUCCGGCACGUCAACCUCGUGCGCCUCCGCGGCUUCUGCGCCGAGGGCUCGCGCCGGCUGCUCGUCUACGAGUACAUGAACCGCGGCUCGCUUGACCGGUCGCUGUUCGGCCGCACGGGGCCGAUCCUGGAAUGGGGGGAGCGCAUGGAGGUGGCGCUCGGCGCGGCUCGUGGCCUCGCAUACCUGCACACCGGGUGCGACCAGAAGAUCGUGCACUGCGACGUGAAGCCGGAGAACAUCCUGCUGGCAGACGGCGGGCAGGUUAAGAUCGCUGACUUCGGCCUUGCCAAGCUGAUGUCGCCAGAGCAGUCUGCGCUGUUCACCACCAUGCGUGGCACCCGCGGGUACCUGGCGCCAGAGUGGCUCAGCAACGCCGCCAUCUCGGACCGCGCUGACGUGUACAGUUUCGGUAUGGUGCUCCUGGAGCUGAUACACGGGAGGAAGAACAGGGGCGAGCAGACCAACGACAACGCCGCCGUCGCCGUCGCCGGCGCCGGCGCCGGCAGCAGCGUGCAGUCGGACUGGCCGUCCGGGUGGAGCAGCGCGACGGCGACGUCUUCGCCGAGUGGCGCCAGCGGCAGUGGCGAUGAGUACUUCCCGAUGGUGGCCAUGGAGCUCCACGAGCAGGGAAGGCACUUGGACCUGGUGGACCGGAGGCUAGAAGGCCGCGUGGACGGGGCCGAGGCGGCGCGUGCCGUGCGCAUCGCGCUGUGCUGCCUGCACGAGGACCCCGCCCAGCGGCCGAGCAUGGCCGCCGUGGUGCGGAUGCUGGAAGGCACCGUGGCCCCUCCGGAGCCGCGCGUGGAGGCGCUCGGGUUCCUCCGCCUGUACGGGAGGGGCCACGCCGUGCCGAACACCUCCCUGAUCGCCAUGGCUGGCACGUCGGGCUCGGCGGGCACGUCAUCGUCGAUGGCCGGCGUCGCGGAGUUGACUGAUACGUCGCAGAGCGUGUCAGCGCCAAGAUAGCACCACAAGCUCUAGCUCCUGCGACGUGGCAAACGGUAAAGAUCAGACGCUGCAUAGGUCAUGGUGCCUCCGUGGCUUUGCAGUGCUUGGUCAAAAGAGAUGACAUGUAUAGCAGCUGAUUUUUUUCGCAAGGGAGAACACGACAGGUACAACAGCAGAGAAAAAUGGUCGUAAACAACAAUAAACUAUUUUCAGUGGGUUUAAACUAAGGUUAGGUAUGCUCUUGGUGGCUUGCCAUGCCGAUUUCUGAUUAUUGUAUUUCUAUGGCCUGCAAUCUUGUUGGGGGGGGGGGGGGGGGGGGGGGGGGGGGGGGGGGAUGUACCGGUCCAUGUACAUGGGACGUCGAUGGUGAGCAGAUGUGGAUAGCUAGUUUUUCCAUGUUUGGAUUUUCUAACAUGAAAGCAGACAAUUUGUUUCUUUGUUUGA